AGUUAACAGCUUGGGCAUGUUUAGAAAAGAGUUGCUGUGCGGACUUUGACUCUCUAAGAUCUAGGAUCUUGUCCUGAUAGUCUGCUUAACUGGCUGGGGGUGUCCAGCCACUAUCCCUUCUGUCUGAACUUCUUAGGGCAAUUCUGUCAGCCUCUCUGUUCUCGUUCCAGAAAAACCUGCGUGAUAGCACAACAGCAUUUUGGUCUGUCUGUCUAUAUGCCCACAGAGAGAUGGCUUAGAUUUGUUUCCUGUGGGUGGAUUACAGCCCCCCAGAACUUCCCUGCCCUUGUUGGGGCUGUGGAGUGGGAGGGGCAGGAGAUGGAAGACCCUCAGAUAUUCUGUGCGAUUCUCCAAAUCUAUCUGCGCAUGUUAAGAUAAUGAUCAGAAUGAUGCUAAGAAAGGGAAAGGUAACAAUAUUUUAGAGCAAGACACUGUGCCAGGCACAUUACAGAAAUUGUAUGGUCUUCAUGACAAUUCUUUUUCAUAGGUACUGUUGAUAUCUUCAAUUUGCAGGUGAGAAAACUGAGGCCCAAAAUGGUUAAAUAACUUGCCUACAGUCACCCAGGUGGUAAAUGGCAAAGCCUGAUUCAAACCCAGUUCUCUCUGACCUUCAAGGUUUCUAUGAUUGUAGCUCUCCUAAAAGAGUUUUCCUGAAAAUGUCUUGGCUCUAGCUGUCAAAACAGACUUGGUGUAAGGCAGACAUAGCUUCAAGUCUCAGCUCUGCCACUUACCAACUGUGACUAGGUGACCAAACUGACCAAUGGAACAGGAUCAGAGGCAGGAGCAAGAUGGGGAAGGGUCCUUGAAGGCACUGGGGACAUUUGGGUGUGAGGGGAGAAAACCUGGAAACAGAAGAGCUGUCUCCAAAAAUACCCAUUGUGUAAGCAGGUUGUCAUGUGGACUAUGGAUGAGAUUUGUUCUGGGGCCAAGCACUGCUUAUGUGUACAUUAUUUAAUUACAUUUCUUAAUCCUUCCAUCCCAUUUUACAGGGGACAACCAAGAAAGGUCAAAUCACACAGCCUGCAAGUGGAAGAGACAGAAUUUGAGCCCAGGUUCAACUUUUGCGCUGCACCAGGCUGCCUCUUGGUGCUGACAGGAAGUCACAACCUGGGUUUGAGUCUUGAUCCCUGGCUAUUUCUGGCUGUGUUACCUUGGAAAAGUCGUUUAUUCUCUCAGCCCUGUUUCCUCCUAUGUAAAACAGGAACAAUAAUGCUAUCCCUGGCUCUGAGAUAAUGGAUUUGAAAAUACUUAGUGCAUCAAAAAGCACAAAACACACACUCAAUAUUAUGAUUAUGUAACUGGUCAUCACCUCUCCUGAGAAUGAACGUACUGGGGAAAGGGCUGGGAAGUUUCUAAGGUACCCCUUGGGCCACAGAAGGGAGGAGGGAUUGCUUUAUCCUGCAGUGAUCAUGUAACUGAGAAUGUAGUCUGACUCUAGUUUUUUCCUGGCUGGGCCACUUAUCUUAACAGCUGAGGUUUGAGGUAUUUGUGUGUGUACCCCUCCUCAAAGCAGUGUUUCCCAGUGUAGCCCAAGAGCCAUCUCUUUCAGAGCCACCUGGGGUGCCUUAAAUUGCAGUUUCCUGGGCCCCAGCCCAGACCUCCAAAGUCAGAACUGCAGGGUAUGGGGCCAAGGCAACUGCAUUUCUAACAAAUGCCCUAGGUGAUUCUGAUGCACUUUAAAGUUUGAGAUCCACUGUUCUGAGACAAUAACAGGAUGGUUUUUCUAAUACCACUGCAGCCCUGACUUCUUCUCCUAGAGAAGAGGCUGCCCGGAGAGGCCAGGACAGAGGAAACAGGACCCUUCUUUUUCUGAGGACUCAGUGUCUUCCAGAGGCAGUAUGUCGGAGGGGAUGGGCACGUUCCGCAUGGUCUCUGAAGAGGAACAUGAGCUCCGUGCCCAACUGGAGCAGCUCACGACCAAGGACCAUGGGCCUGUCUUUGGCCCCUGCAACCAGCUGCCCCGCCACACCUUGCAGAAGGCCAAGGACGAGCUGAAUGAGAGGGAGGAGACUCGGGAGGAGGUGGUGCGAGAGCUGCAGGAGCUGGUGCAGGCGCAGGCGGCAACCGGGGAGGAGCUGGCGGUGGCGGUGGCUGAGAGGGUGCGGGAAAGGGACAGCUCCUUCUUCCUACGCUUCAUUCGCGCGCGCAAGUUCAACGUAGCUCGAGCCUACGAGCUGCUCAGAGGCUAUGUGAAUUUCCGGCUGCAGUACCCUGAGCUCUUCGACAGCCUAUCCCUGGAGGCCGUCCGCUGCACCAUCGAGGCUGGCUACCCUGGUGUCCUCUCUACGCGGGACAAGUAUGGCAGAGUGGUCAUGCUCUUCAACAUUGAGAACUGGCAUAGUCAGGAAAUCACCUUCGACGAGAUCUUGCAGGCAUAUUGCUUCAUCCUGGAGAAGCUACUGGAGAAUGACGAAACGCAAAUUAACGGCUUCUGCAUCAUUGAGAACUUCAAGGGCUUUACUAUGCAGCAGGCUGCCGGGCUCCGACCAUCAGAUCUCAGGAAGAUGGUGGACAUGCUCCAGGAUUCUUUCCCAGCCCGAUUCAAAGCCAUCCACUUCAUCCACCAGCCGUGGUACUUCACCACGACCUAUAAUGUGGUCAAGCCCUUUUUGAAGAGCAAGCUGCUUCAGAGGGUCUUUGUUCAUGGAGAUGACCUCUCUAGCUUCUACCAGGAGAUUGAUGAGAACAUCCUGCCCUGUGACUUUGGAGGCACACUGCCUGAGUAUGAUGGCAAGGCCAUUGCCGAGAAACUCUUUGGCCCCCGGGUCCAAGCUGAGAACACAGCCCUGUGAAGACAUCUCCUGCCGUCUAACUGUAGUUAGCAUCCCUGGGCCUCUCCUCAGCUGUCCUGGACUCAAGGCUGGGGAAAGGGCUGCCUGAGGUGACUGUGGUCCUCCUGAACCUCCAUAAACUUGGGUGAGCUCAGGCGUCACCCUCUUCUCAAGUUGGGGGGCAAUAAAGCCGAGGAAAUUCCCUUCAACAAGAAUUGGGGACAAUUAUAUUCCCAACUGCCUCUGAAGCUUUAUGACAGUGACUUUCAUGUGAGGUUGAAUUUCAGAGACUCUAAUUAGGCUUCUCAACAAUUUCCUUUGUAACAGAGUUUGGAACUUAAUGUCUAUGAAAACAGGCAAAGAGGCUGGAUUAAAAAUCUCCCCUCCCCCCAUAAUACAAUAAACAGAAGAUAAAAGAAGGGGGA
Molecule: messenger RNA, 3196 nt
Organism: Galeopterus variegatus (Sunda flying lemur)
Lineage: Eukaryota; Metazoa; Chordata; Mammalia; Dermoptera; Cynocephalidae
Gene: RLBP1
Product: retinaldehyde binding protein 1
Exons: 7
Coding region: 1839-2792 (317 amino acids)
Cellular component (GO): membrane
Molecular function (GO): phosphatidylinositol bisphosphate binding
Source: RefSeq, a predicted model, not a curated record